Messenger RNA from Heterobasidion irregulare TC 32-1, 1995 nucleotides. Its product is annotated as HD1 homeodomain gene encoding mating-type protein-like protein. Gene Ontology annotation, molecular function: DNA binding. The record is from RefSeq and is a predicted model, not a curated record. Gene Ontology annotation, biological process: regulation of DNA-templated transcription. The coding region runs from base 1 to 1995 and encodes 664 amino acids. NCBI's taxonomy places the organism in Eukaryota, Fungi, Basidiomycota, Agaricomycetes, Russulales, Bondarzewiaceae. The transcript has 4 exons.
AUGACACUUAUGCCCCCAAUGGACGACUCAACUAUACAGCGACGACUUCUUCACAUUGAACAGAAUUUCCUGGACGCCGUUGCAACGGGUCCUCAGUCGCUCAAAUCUUUCUACGAGUCUUGGGCCUCAUUGGGUCAUGAUAUCGAGUACGCCACUCGCAGCCAUGGCUUGGGAAGUGACACAGACUCUCUGGUAAAGGUCGUCUCUGCUAGAAUUGGGUCCCUUGCGGAAGGUUUUCUUAAUACACAUCUACACAUCGACUCGCUCAGCGAUGAUCUAAUGAGCGAGCUAGGCGAUACACUCACGCGAUUUGGUUUUUCUGAAGACCCCUCGAUCUCAAUAUUAUCCGAACAUCGGUACCACCCAGAUAAAAUGCAGUCAUUCACUGGAUUUUCAACUCCUCCAUCCUCGUCUACUUCAGCAUAUAGCUGGCUCUUGGAUAACCUUCAUAACCCCUACCCUUCACCUGAUAUCAAAGCACAACUUGCACAAGCACAUGGUCUAUCCCCCAAAGCUAUCGGUACUUGGUUCAAGCAAGUCAGGCAGGAGAUCGGCUGGUCGACACUCUCCAGCGAGAUCUUUUCCGGCUCUCGCUCCAAGACAACGCGCGCCGCGAGUCUUGCCUACAUCUCUCGAGAUCCUGAUCUCCCGGAGAACGUUAAGCACGCCUUUCGCGUCGUCAGAGACAAGUUAGAGCGCCUCCCGGUCUCGAGCCGUACACCAGGCAAGGAUGCCGGAUUAGCGGAUGCAGAAACGUUGCAGAAGCUGGAGAAUAUGCGAAAUCAAGUCGUCGAUGGGACAUCCGUACGUGAAGAAAUCGAUCGGGAAAUUGAACAAUUGCGUGGAAAGGGCAAGGAGGCGGAGCCGUCUCCGUCGUCUCCUUUGCCUCUCCCAGAGGCGUCGCUAUCCAUCCCAGCAUCCCCAUUCACACCAGAUAAUUCUGACGAAGAAGAGGACACCACACCUCCCCCUCCAGUGGCCGGUUGUAAGCGUCGUCUCGACUGCGCCACCGAGACCCCCUCCGAUGGCCUCAAAUCUUUGAGUGACAGACCAGUCAAACGCUCAAGGACCGACAAAACAAAUCCUAUCUCAUCAUCGAAGUUGCCACAAACACGCUUAUCGCAUAAUUUGCCACCACCAAUCCAGGAGUCAACGCCUCUACCAUCCUCACCCACACCUACCCGCCACCUCCCCCAACCCAACGUCGUCGAAACCACCGAACUUCCUGUCUCUCCCGCCCCAUGCAUAUCGCGCAAGCGACGCCUAUCCGACGCAGACCUAUCCCGACCAGAGCCGAAACGACCUUGUGGAGUAAUCCAGGGACCCCGUGACCAUGCAGUGUCAGACCCUCUACCUGCAGGACUGGAAGGUGAUACCCUUGAAUCGCUAUUAUCUGAUGAAGAUUGGGCCGGGCUCUUCUCGACAAGUCGCCACACGCCCCCAGAUGUCGAACCGCAACCUCCCCAGAUCGUGUCCAUCGACGACCCCACAAUAUCGACGAAUGACCCAUAUAGUUCGUUAGCGUUGGUCCCACCCGUCCAAACCCCCACUUAUCCUACGGUGAAUCUAGACGACCCCAUAUUCUCCGUAUCAGAUGUACUGGCACUGCUUUCAGCGUCGAGUCCCGACGCCGCCACCGCCACCCACCCCACGACUUCCUCAGCCACUCUUCCGAACACCCCCGCGCUGGUAUCCGAAAGUCCUGAGGCGGCGACACCACAAGGCGCGAGUUCGGCCAUCGAUUGGGGCCAUUUCGACGAGAUCACCCUGGCGCAUUUUCCUGCCUGCGAGCCCAUCGCCCCGCAGGGCUCUGUGGCCCCCUGUUCUCAGGCUUCGACCGGAUACGCCCAGUCCAUGUCGUUGGUCGACGACAUGCUGCUGCCGUUCAUGUUCACCCCCGACAUGAACCCCCCACCCGACACGUUCGGACUCGAUAUAUACUCCGGUUUCGGAGACCAGUCACAGAUGUGGACUGGUCUAUGGGACCUUGACUGA